AGUCAAAGUAGUUUGUGUGCAACCCUGAAUUGUCAACAAAUUAUUGUGACCGCAUACUUUUGGAGACUUGCACUGUUUCUGUGGCAAUAAUUCUCUGACCGUGUACCUGUAGUUCUGUUCAAUCUCAAAUCCUUACCUUACCUACCUAUUGCAACUUCUCACUCUUGUGAUGCAAACCAACCUAUUGCAGCUUCUAACUCUGGCGAUCCAAACCAAGGACGCUACCCUUUAGAAAUUAAGUAUUAUGCCUUUCCGAAAUUCCAAUAUGAUAGUACAGAAAAAGCUAUGGAGAAUUGUUGGAUUUUUGUCAAGUGUGAUUGGACUAAUCUGUUACGCGUUGAGUUCCUCUUUCAACCACCUAUUUGGAGAGUGGAACUUCUUGAAGAUCAUCCUUUACGCAGUGAUAAGUUUCUCUAUCAGCAGCAUCAUGUUACUUUUGAAAAAAUGGAAACUUUCCAAGAGUUUCAUGCUAAAAGCUCAUGUGGGUGUUCUGGUUUUGUUGAUCACUUCUGUGUACUCUUUUGUAUCCGACAAAGCUGUGAAUGGAAAACCAGACAUGUUAAGUUUGAUUUCGUGUUUUGCCUUUGCUUUCAUGUCUCUGUGUCUGUCAAAGGAGAUUGACCUUGGGUUUGGAGCAGAUCUCCUCAAUUUCUUCCUUGGAUGCCUAACUGUUCAACUAAUGCACAUCCAUUUGAUGCUCUCUAUUGUUGCAGCCAUAUUUUGCUAUUGUUUCAUGUUUUUUCGUUCCAAGUUGGAUUCUCAAUCACAGAUUGGAACUGUAGAAGUUGAAGACCAUGUAAACAUAGAAAUUGAUGCUGAAGAUGGAAAAAGAGAGUUUGAUGACAACAGAAGUAACUUCCAAGCUAAUCAUAGCCACCAACAAGUUCCGUUAUUAAGAAUGGUGGGUGAUGGGUACAAUUGGAGAAAAUAUGAAGAUAAAGUAGUGAAAGGAAGUGCAAACCAGUUAAGUUACUACAAAUGCACACAACCCACUUGCUAUGUGAAGAAAAAAGUUGAGAGAACUAUAGAGGGGGAAAUUGUUGAUAUACACUACCAGGGUACUCAUACACAUUGCGAGCGUAUGCAUAAUAUGAAGAGGAACUCUUCAUCUGAAUAUUUAUAUUCAGUGUUACCUUCAGAGCCUGUCGCCUUUCCAGAUCAAUCAUUUGCCUCUCAGGGCAAUGGAGAAUUGGAUUAUCAUGUGCAGCAACAGAGAACUCCUCAAUAUCCAAAUGAAAUAUGAAUCAUAAUUUAGUACUUUGCUUGUAGAUCUUAUCACUUAUAAUAAAAUUAAAUAUUAACAAUUAUAUUAACUUGUCAAAA
This is a messenger RNA of Glycine soja, 1323 nucleotides long. RefSeq lists its product as uncharacterized. The record is from RefSeq and is a predicted model, not a curated record. Gene Ontology annotation, molecular function: sequence-specific DNA binding; DNA-binding transcription factor activity. Bases 245 to 1243 code for a protein of 332 amino acids. The transcript has a single exon. Gene Ontology annotation, biological process: regulation of DNA-templated transcription. NCBI's taxonomy places the organism in Eukaryota, Viridiplantae, Streptophyta, Magnoliopsida, Fabales, Fabaceae.